This is a messenger RNA of Xiphophorus couchianus (Monterrey platyfish), 1986 nucleotides long. RefSeq names its product myosin binding protein Ha (gene mybpha). Gene Ontology annotation, molecular function: protein binding. The record is from RefSeq and is a predicted model, not a curated record. Lineage: Eukaryota; Metazoa; Chordata; Actinopteri; Cyprinodontiformes; Poeciliidae. The transcript is spliced from 14 exons. Bases 38 to 1600 code for a protein of 520 amino acids.
GUUCCACCCUCAUACAGACUCUAUCAGUGUAUCACCAAUGCCGAGUAAACCCGCACCUAUGAAAAAGCCUCCAGCCAAAAAGGCUGCAGAGAAAGCACCUGAGCCUGCUCCGGAACCUGAACCCACCCCACCUGCUGAGGCUCCAGCCGAGCCAGCGCUUGCUGCAGCCGAGGGGGAAGCAGCCCCCGCUACCUCAGCUGAUGACAGCCCUGCAGCUGAGGGAGCUGCUCCAGCUGCUGCUCCCAUUGUUGAAGACAGUGCUAUGCUUCCUGCUGCAGACGCUGCAACAGAUGCUGCUCCAGCAGAAGCUGUUGCAGUUGAGGAACCCCCUAAAGCCCCCACACCCCCUCCUCCUGCAGUCCCCAGCAGCGCUCCCCUGGAUGUGGCUGUAGAUGACGUGAAUGACACCAGCCUCACCAUCAAGUGGAAAACACCAGAGAAUGUUGGUAGCUCCGGCUUGAGUGGAUACACUGUCGAGUACCGCAAGGAUGGAACAACAGACUGGAUUGUAGCUAAUGGGGAGCUGACCAUGGCUGACUGCUACUGUGUCAGAAACCUGGCAACCGGAGACCUGCUGCAUGUCCGCGUUGUGGCUGUAAACCCAGGUGGCCGCAGUGAACCUGGGCUGCUUCCAGAGCCGGUGCCUAUCCGGGAGAUUGGCGACAGACCCAAGAUCCGCUUGCCUCGUUUGCUCAGAUCCUGCUAUGUAGGGAAAGUUGGACAGCAGAUCAACCUGGUCCUCCCGUUUGUUGGGAAGCCCAAACCUGCAGUGUCAUGGCUGAAGGAUGGACAACCUUUGGACACCAAGAGGGUCAACAUCAGGAACAGCGACAGGGACAGCAUCAUGUUCAUCCGCAGUGCUCAGAGGGAGGACUCUGGCGUUUACGAGAUGACACUGAAAGUGGAAAGCUUUGAAGACAAAACAACCAUCACCCUUCAGAUUGUAGACCUCCCCGGUCCACCUGCUAGUGUUAAGCUAGUAGACGCAUGGGGCUUCAAUGCUGCCCUGGAAUGGACUCCUCCAAAGGACAACGGCAACUCAGACAUCACUGGAUACACGGUCCAAAAGGCCGACAAGAAGACCGGGGAAUGGUUCACGGUACUGGAGCACUACCAUAGACUAACAGCCACCGUCUCAGACCUCAUCAUGGGUAACUCAUACCUGUUCAGGGUGUUUUCCGAGAACCAAGUGGGGAGGAGUGAGAACGGUGCUGUUACCAAGACUGCAGCAACAAUCCAGAAAACAGGCAUUGUCUACAAACCUCCUGAGUACCAGGAACAUGACUUCAAUGAGGCACCAAAGUUUACCACGCCCCUCAUCAACCGAGCUGCCACUGUGGGAUACACUACCAAGCUGCUGUGCUCUGUUCGAGGAUGCCCCAGGCCCAAGAUCGAGUGGAUGAAAAACCAAAUGAUCAUUGGAAACGACCCCAAGUUUCGUCAGAUUUCCAAUCAGGGCAUCUGCUCCCUGGAGAUCCGCAAGCCCUGCAGCUUUGAUGGUGGCGUGUACACCUGCAGAGCCAAGAACGCCCAGGGAGAAGCCAUGGUCUCCUGCAAACUGGAGGUCAAACAGGUUCUUCUUUCAGAGACUGGAAAAUAAAAAGGGAAAUAAGAAAAAAAGUAAUUUCAAUGAGCAGCAGAUGCCUGGGUCUUAAGAGUGAAGUGAGUGAGUGAAGAUACUGCAGAUGGCUGUGCAGAAGCCCUUAGAUAACGAAGACGGAGACAGAACAACAUGCCAACAUUCGUAUAUUUAUAUGUACACUAAACAUCCGGACUGUCCCUCUUCUUAUAAAGUGCAAGACAGACAUACAUUACAGCAAUUCUUUCCAUCUCAUUUGGACAAACCUGUUUUUGACAGAAAUGUAUGCAAAACUUUAUGUAAAGCUUUUUAUCCAGCUCGUGUGUAGAUUUAACAAGCAAUAAAACAAAAACAGUUCAUCAGAUGCAAUAACUCAUGUUAAUAAAACAAAGUGUAUUUUAUUACAA